Molecule: messenger RNA, 3214 nt
Organism: Ostrinia furnacalis (Asian corn borer)
Lineage: Eukaryota; Metazoa; Arthropoda; Insecta; Lepidoptera; Crambidae
Gene: cd
Product: peroxidasin homolog cardinal
Exons: 14
Coding region: 254-2665 (803 amino acids)
Biological process (GO): response to oxidative stress
Molecular function (GO): peroxidase activity; heme binding
Source: RefSeq, a predicted model, not a curated record
GUGUGGUGUGCUGUGUCAACACGAAUGUUACAGUCCACCACCUCUUCAGUCACUUAGGAGACGCCGCCGGUACCACUAGUAACAUUACAAUAGAUCAAAGUAUCGAGAUUUUGAUCUUUAGGUCUGUGAAGUAAAUAAUAGUUUUUAUAAUGACAAAAGUUUAGAUAAAGUUCUGUUUCUGUUUUGAAGUUGUGUGAAAAGUGCCGGUUCGGGAAAAUAUAAGUCUGCCAGAAGCUCUCGCCAGCAAGUCACCAUGCAGCGGGCAGGCAGCAGCGCGGAGCGGACGCCGCUCAUGCAGCCCACGUAUAUGUUUGAGUCCAGCGUCACGCGCAGCUACGAGCGGCGCCUGCGCCACUUCCAGUGCGCCAUCUGCGUUGCCAUCAUAGCAACCCUCGGGAUCGCCCUGCUCGUAACAGUCUCCUACAACCUGAGCGAGGACCUAGAAGAUGACGACAACAGCACCACCACAACAGUUCCAGAAACAGUGAUCCCCGUAGGCAAUCUUACGGCGAUGCCGCCGUAUCUCGCACCCUUGCUGCAGAUGAAGUGGCCCUUGGAAGGUCGUGAUCCCCCCGAAUGGGCAGGGGAUCCCCCGUCCGCUGACGACAUCAGCACAGCUGUCGAGCACGGGAACACAGCCCUCAGGGAAAGGAGGGCUUUGGAGAGCAACAGAAGACCUCUAGACCAGGACACACCAGCGAAUAGAGCUCAGAGGGCAGCUGCCACUUCUGCGGCUGUGAAGCCUUUGGCUGAUGCAGCUUAUGCUGCAGAGCAAGCUACACGAGCGCUCCUCAAUGGAACCGACAGCUCCCGUCGCGCAGGCGGAGCAGGGCUGGGUCCUCCCACCAACGGUUCAUUCUCGGAGCCCCGCUACUGCCUGCAGGACGCCGGCCCCUGCCCGCCUGACCGUUACCGCAGUCUCGAUGGCAGCUGCAACAAUCUGCAACACCCUUACCGGUGGGGGGUGUCCAACACGCCUUUCAGGAGGGUCCUACCGGCGGAUUAUGGAGAUGGAAUCAGCUCUCCCCGCACUGGUACAGACGGCGCGAGCCUGCCCAGCGCGCGUGACGUCAGCGUGACGGUGCACCGGCCCAGCUACGCUCACGAUACCACCUUCACUGUGAUGCUGGCGGUAUGGGGGCAGUUCGUGGACCAUGACAUCACUGCCACUGCUCUGAGCAAAGGAGCAAACAGCAGCUCCCUGUCAUGCUGCGAUGAGAGCCAGGAGCCGCACCCCGAGUGCUUCCCGGUGCAGCUGGGCGCGCAGGACCCCUUCUACGAGGAGUACAACCUGACCUGCAUGGAGUUUGUGAGGUCUGCACCUGCGCCCACCUGCCACUUCGGGCCCCGUGAGCAGAUGAACCAAGCGACAGCCUUUAUUGACGGCUCCACCGUGUACGGUUACGGGCCGUCCAGAGCCACACAGCUGCGGGCCCUGACGGCUGGACGGCUGAGGAUGCUACGCGACGGAGACCGCGACCUGCUGCCGCAAGCCACCGACCCCAAGGAUCCCUGCAACACCCAGCAGAUGACUGCGGAGGGCAGAUACUGCUUUGAGACCGGUGACGACCGAGCCAACGAAAACCUCCACCUCACCACGAUGCACCUGAUCUGGGCGCGGCAGCACAACCGGCUGGCAGCCAUCUUGAAGAAGCUCAACCCGCACUGGGACGACGAGAGACUGUACCAAGAGGCUAGGAGAGUGGUGGGCGCGCAGAUGCAGCAUAUCACGUAUUCAGAGUUCUUGCCUUCCAUUUUAGGAAAAGACGUGAUGUGGGCAUUGAACCUGACUCUCUUGGAAGAGGGAUUCUCUGAAGCAUACGACCCUUCAGUGGAACCCACUGUCGCUAACCACUUCUCCGCAGCUGCCUUCAGAUUUGCACAUACCCUUCUACCUGGUCUGAUCCACAACGUGGACGCGAGCACAGGCACGAUAAACUACGUGCAGCUUCACGAGAUGCUAUUCAACCCUUACGCGCUGUACUCUCUUCGGGGCCCCAACAAGGCAGUCCGCUCGGCCCUCAACACGCCUGUUCAUACCGUCGACCCGCAUGUAACUGCCGAGCUUAGCAACCAUCUCUUUGAGCGUCCAACAACUACCCUCAACACAAACUCAUCCGUCCCUAAGAAGCCAGGACCUUGCGGUCUCGACCUGGUCUCCCUGAACAUCCAAAGGGGACGGGAUCACGGACUGCCCGGGUACCCAGAGUGGAGGGAGCACUGUGGACUGUCCAGACCGAAGAACUUUGAGGACUUGGGGAAAAUGUUCGAUGACCUCUCGCUGAGCAGGAUAUGCAAGAUUUAUAACAACGUGGACGACAUAGACCUGUACACGGGGGCGUUGGCCGAGGACCCGCGCGGGCGACUACUGGGGCCCACGCUCAGCUGCUUGCUGGCCGACCAAUUCCUGCGGCUCAAGGUCGGCGACCGCUUCUGGUACGAGACCAGCGAUCGGGUCGUCGGGUUCUCGAUUGAGCAACUAACAGAGAUCCGCAAGACCACGCUAGCAGGCGUGAUCUGCGCCAACGAGGAGUUACUGGAUCAGGCACAGCCGAGGGUUAUGGAGGCGGUCAGCGCCACCAACCCACUAGUGGACUGCCGGGAACUACCGCAACCUUCCUUCGCGCCGUGGAAGGAGUACGCGCCCUUGAAGAAGAAGACUUAAGGAUAGAGAAGCUGCUCGGAACAAACAUUGUGACUAACUGAAGAAAGUCCUAGGUUUUAAUCGAUUAUGAGCAAGCACUAGGAGCACUGGUCCGAAUGAGGAAUACCUAACUCUGACCUAAGUAACUUGUCAAGAUUUAAGUAAGCUGAAAAUCCACAUUGAUCGCGCUUCAAGAUGGGCUCUCUACCUGCAGUUUAUUUACUGAUGUAUGGAUAAAUAGAUACCUCUAUCAGAUACCGAGCGAUGUCGAAAUGUGAGACAAUACAAAGUUACCUGAUUACUUAUCCUUUCCCUAACCCUUCUGCCAACUAGUUCCUUCAUAGUAAGUAAAAUCAGUAAAAUUGACAAAAUGCUGCUGAAUUUUACUGUAAAUAAAAACAAUCCAAUUAAUGAUAGUAUGAAUGACGACAAAUUAAUUAUAAUGCGUGUCUGUUUGUUUAUGUUAUUAAUUUAUUGCAUUUAAAUAUCUAAACUUCUAUAAUAAGUACCAUAAUCUACCCUUCUAUUCUCUAUUAUCAAAUGUACCUAACUAUUUCUUUAAAUAAGUUU